CUGACUCACUCAUAUUGCUUCUGCUGCUAUCGUUUUGUGCCCUCGAACGAAUUAAAUCUGUGCCUCUCGUAUUCGGCUCCAAUUGCGACAUCUGCAAAAGCGAAUAUUGUUCCAACUAAAGCAGCGUUUCCACGUCCGUUGCGAGCCAGGUGCUUCGUUAUAUUGCACAACUCACACAUCCACUGUUUUUUGUGUAGCUUUAGCCAGCUCUGCAAGUUGACGAAUCCUGUUUCUUGCCAAAAGAUCCAGACACAGCAUCAUGAGUGGGCCAAUAUUUGGUAGCAGUAAUAACCUUGGGAGUGGCUCCGGCGGGAAUCGACAUUUGGUGGAGUUCCGCGCUGGACGAAUGAACAUGGUCAACAAAAUGGUACAUCCGGACAACAGAAAGGGUCUGGUGUACGUCUAUCAGGCGGAGGACGGAUUGAUUCACUUCUGCUGGAAAGAUCGCACCACGGGCAACAUUGAAGACGAUCUGAUUCUUUUCCCGGACGAUUGCGAAUUCAAAAAGAUUGAUUACGUGAAAAAUGGGCGCGUGUUCGUGCUGAAAUUCAAAUCGUCCAGCCGAAGACUGUUUUUCUGGAUGCAAGAGCCGAAAACAGAUCGCGACGAAGAAUGGUGUCGCCGAAUCAACGAAGUGAUCAAUAAUCCUCCAUCAGGCAAUAGCAUCGGAUCGGGAGGCAGAAACGGCGGUAACGACAGCGGUGAUUUGCAGUACAUGCUAAACAAUAUGUCUCAGCAGCAGCUUAUGCAACUGUUCGGCGGUGUCGGUCAGAUGGGUGGUUUGAGCAGCCUGCUUGGAUCUAUGACUCGUUCUUCUUCGGGUAAUUCAAGCAGUCGAACCAGUGCCGCCACACCAUCCAGCCGCAGCACCAGCAGUGUCACAGGAACCAAUGUUGGCAAUGGAGGUAGUACUACAACUCCUACGACCGCAUCAAAUGCACCAUCGACGCCACGAGCGCCGAAAAAGACAUCAGGAUCUUCAAAAGCAAGCGGUACCGGGGCUUCGGGCAGCUCCCCGGCCGGAACUCCGAUCAACAGACCUGCAAACAGCAGCGACGCCAACACAGCGGAUGGUGGGUCGAGAAUAUUUCUUUCAGAUUUACAAAACUAUUUGUCCGGUAUGAGCGCCCCGGACCUAGCUGGAACUGGCCAACGCCAAAACAUAGACCUUUCUGCAGCCGUGAAUUCAGAAACACUCGCAUCGAUCAUUUCGGAUCAGCAGCAGGUGGACGCCCUGAUCGAGCAUCUGCCGCAGCUCGAAGGAGACGAUAACAAGAAGGACCAGCUUAAUGAAACCAUAUCCUCACCACAGUUUCAGCAGGCCCUCUCGAUGUUCUCCAACGCGAUGCAAUCCGGCCAGCUGGGCCCAGUAGUGUCCCAGUUUCAGCUCAACUCAGAAGCCGUGGCAGCGGCCAAUGCGGGGGACCUUGAACAGUUUGUAAAGGCAUUGGAAAACAGCGCCAAACCGCAAACGGAUGGUUCAGCUUCGGCAAGCGGCAAGCAAACGGUCGCCACCAGUGGCACAGGCAGCAAUGAGCAGCAAAAGUCCUCCGAAAUAAACAAGGAAGAGAAUGGCCACAACGACAAAACAGAUAAGAAGGAUCAAGAUGAUGAGAUGGCUGGAUAGAAGCUCAUUAAAGUGGAUAAUCAGUUGGCCAACACAAUCACUAAAGCCACACCCGAAAAAAACUAGGAAAGAGGCAUCGUUUGCCCAUUUUAUUCUCUCAAGUUUUAACCUUUGCGUUUUCCGCCUGUACUAUUCCUAAUAUAAUCGCAAAUAAAUUCAUAAUGAUGUUGAGAAUAAG
Messenger RNA from Anopheles bellator, 1805 nucleotides. It is a transcript of the gene Rpn13, whose product is annotated as proteasomal ubiquitin receptor ADRM1 homolog. Lineage: Eukaryota; Metazoa; Arthropoda; Insecta; Diptera; Culicidae. Gene Ontology annotation, cellular component: proteasome regulatory particle, lid subcomplex; nucleus; cytoplasm. The transcript is spliced from 3 exons. Gene Ontology annotation, biological process: ubiquitin-dependent protein catabolic process. Gene Ontology annotation, molecular function: proteasome binding; ubiquitin binding; endopeptidase activator activity. The record is from RefSeq and is a predicted model, not a curated record. Bases 260 to 1627 code for a protein of 455 amino acids.